AUGCUCAUACCAUGCUAACUAACAUGCUACAUAAUGCCAUGUUUAAAACUAGUUCUCUUGUGAAGUCUUAAACGAGUAUCAGUAAUUAUUUCAUUUUGCGACUUUGGCAUCCACUUAACCACACCUUUAAAUAUUUACCAUGGCCUUGGAAAUGCUGCAGUCAUUAAAGGAAAAAAUCAUGCCUGCGAACAGUACCAUUGCUGCCGUCUUCGAUGUUAAUUUGUACGAUAAAACUGGAUACUACGUUGGACUUGGUCUUGCCAUCAGCUCAAGCAUAUUCAUUGGUGCUAGCUUUAUUAUUAAAAAGAAAGCUUUAAUUCGGUUAAGCAGAGGUGGUGGUACACGAGCCGGCCAUGGAGGAUUUGGCUACUUAAGAGAGUGGAUUUGGUGGGCAGGUUUUCUCUCAAUGGGAAUUGGCGAAGCUGCAAACUUUGCUGCAUAUGCUUUUGCUCCGGCGUCAAUGGUAACGCCCCUAGGUGCUCUUAGUGUUUUGGUAGCGGCUAUUCUCUCUUCAAAGUACCUUAACGAAAAACUAAAUCUGUUGGGCAAACUGGGCUGUUUUCUAUGCAUUCUGGGUUCAACUGUGAUCGUCAUCCACUCUCCAAAAGAUGAGGAAGUGGAAAGUUUGGAAGUUCUCCUUGAAAAAAUACAAGACGCAUCAUUCAUCAGUUACGUGAUUCUGAUCGUGUUGAUUUCACUGUUCUUUGCUCUGGGCUUGGCUCCGCAAUUCGGGCACACCAACGUUGUCAUCUACAUAACCAUCUGCUCGGCCAUUGGCUCCCUUUCAGUCAUGGGCUGCAAAGGUUUAGGCCUAGCCCUUAAAGAGACCUUGUCUGGCAAAGCCAAUGAAGCUGGCAAUUGGCUCACUUGGAUGCUGCUGGCCACUGUGAUCUGCUGCAUUGUCGUUCAGAUGAACUACCUGAACAAAGCCCUAGAUGUGUUCAACACUUCCAUUGUUACUCCUGUCUAUUAUGUGUUCUUCACAACCUUAGUCAUCGUUGCAUCCACCAUUCUGUUCAAGGAAUGGUAUCAUCUGGGUGCAGAAGACGUCCUGGGCAAUAUCUGCGGUUUUCUCACAGUGAUUGUUGCGAUUUUCUUACUUAACGCCUUCCGAGAUGUUGACAUCACUCUCAACGACGUGCGAGGUAUUCUGCGGCCAAAGGCCAGUGCUGUCAGCACUUACCGAGCGGGCUCCGCUUCUAAGUACACUCCAGUAUCGUUGGACGAGGAAGGACUGAUGAGCCAAGAUGAACAGGUCAUGUACAGCAGCACAGGCUCGACGCACAUCAGAUGACGCGCAUCCCUUGGGCCCUCGUUGCCUCCCUGCAUAGGCUAAGUUCCAUUGAUUGGCAGCUGUGCUCCUACCCACGCCAGCAGUAUUUGAAACACGAACCAAACACUAGUGGGAUAGAUAUAUUGCCUCAUCUGGCAAGAGUGAUUUGUUUGGCAGCUCCUUUUAAGAGAAAAGCGAUACUUAAUUUUGCAAUCCUUGAAAACAGUAUGUUGUUUCGCUUCGUAUUUUCCCGUCUCCGAUAGUUGCGUGAACUCGUGUUGAUAAUUGCAUCAAUCCACUUGUUGAAAUAAGGGUUCUAAUCGAAUAGUAAGUAUAGUAAACGUUUUACAGUUUGUAAAUUUCUUUAUUCAACGUAAAGUAGCAUUCCGCAGUAAUAAACGCUAUCAAGUAAUAUCAAGACAA
Messenger RNA from Cloeon dipterum, 1696 nucleotides. RefSeq names its product magnesium transporter spict (gene spict). The transcript has 7 exons. The record is from RefSeq and is a predicted model, not a curated record. Gene Ontology annotation, biological process: magnesium ion transport. Lineage: Eukaryota; Metazoa; Arthropoda; Insecta; Ephemeroptera; Baetidae. Bases 140 to 1294 code for a protein of 384 amino acids. Gene Ontology annotation, cellular component: membrane. Gene Ontology annotation, molecular function: magnesium ion transmembrane transporter activity.